This is a messenger RNA of Lemur catta (Ring-tailed lemur), 5521 nucleotides long. RefSeq names its product serine palmitoyltransferase long chain base subunit 3 (gene SPTLC3). Gene Ontology annotation, biological process: ceramide biosynthetic process; sphingosine biosynthetic process. Gene Ontology annotation, cellular component: serine palmitoyltransferase complex. The record is from RefSeq and is a predicted model, not a curated record. NCBI's taxonomy places the organism in Eukaryota, Metazoa, Chordata, Mammalia, Primates, Lemuridae. Gene Ontology annotation, molecular function: serine C-palmitoyltransferase activity; pyridoxal phosphate binding.
AUGUGUGUGUGUGUGUGUAUGUGUGUGUGUGUGUCUUUAAAAGACUCUCUAUCUCCCAGCCCGCCUCCUCAACACUUUGCCACUGGGUGGUUCACUCCCCAGUUUCCUGAGUCCUCCGGAGGAGCCAGCAGGAGCGAUCUCCUUCGCAGUUUUAGAAGCAGGUUUGUUGCCAUGGAAUUCACAUGCUGAGUGGCGUUGAGGACUGUAAAGGUUAACAGUUUGUUUUUGGUUUCAAAGAUCUGGCAAAUAGAUAGGCCGCUGCUCUUCUUCUGGAAAAACCUGAUUGGUAAGAUUCCUUUAAGGGCUCGGCCCCAAAGCGUUUCAUCCCAUCCCCUCAUACUCCUGGAAACUAAAGCCUGCGGAGACCUCUGAAGGAAAACCUGCCGGGUUUCUAUCACUGCACGCCAAUGGCUAAUCCUGGAGGUGGUCCAGUCUACAACGGGAACCUUCACAAAAACCAGAAGCAGAGCAAUGGCUCUGGAAGCGGAGACUGCACCGGGAAUGGAAUAGUGAAAGAAGCCCAGCAAAAUGGGAAGACACAUAUUUAUGAAAAGCGCAUUGUUGAAUCCUUCGAGGAAGCACCUCUUCAUGUUAUGGUAUUCACUUACAUGGGAUAUGGAAUUGGAACCCUGUUUGGCUAUCUCAGAGACUUUAUGAGAAACUGGGGAAUAGAAAAGUGCAAUGCAGCCAUAGAACGAGAAGAACAAAAAGAUUUUGUGCCGCUGUAUCAAGACUUUGAGAAUUUUUAUAAGCGAAACCUUUACAUGCGAAUCAGAGACAACUGGAACCGGCCCAUCUGCAGUGCCCCAGGGCCUUGGUUUGACGUGGUGGAAAGGGUGUCGGAUGACUACAACUGGACGUUUAGGUUUACUGGAAGAAUCAUCAAGGAUGUCAUCAACAUGGGCUCCUAUAACUACCUGGGCCUUGCAGCCAGGUACGAUGAGUCUAUGAGGACAGUAAAGGAUGUUUUGAAGGCAUAUGGCCUAGGUGUGGCCAGCACCAUGCGUGAAAUGGGUACCUUGGAUAAGCACCAGGAGUUGGAGGACCUUGUGGCUAAGUUCCUGAAUGUAGAAGCAGCUAUGGUCUUUGGGAUGGGAUUUGCCACUAACUCAAUGAAUAUCCCUGCACUAGUUGGAAAGGGAUGCCUCAUUUUAAGUGAUGAGUUAAACCACACAUCUCUUGUACUUGGGGCCCGACUCUCAGGUGCAACCAUAAGGAUCUUCAAACACAACAAUGCACAAAGCCUAGAGAAACUCCUGAGAGAUGCUGUCAUCUAUGGCCAGCCUCGAACCCGCAGAGCUUGGAAAAAAAUUCUCAUCCUAGUGGAGGGUAUCUACAGCAUGGAAGGUUCCAUCGUGCAUCUGCCCCAGAUCAUAGCUCUAAAGAAGAAAUACAAGGCUUACCUCUACAUGGAUGAAGCUCACAGUGUCGGGGCCUUGGGCGCAACUGGCCGGGGUGUCACAGAAUUCUUUGGAAUAGACCCUGGAGAAGUUGAUGUGCUCAUGGGUACAUUCACCAAGAGCUUUGGAGCCUCAGGAGGUUACCUAGCUGGAAGGAAGGACCUUGUGGAUUAUUUACGGGUUCACUCGCAUAGUGCUGUUUACGGUACAUCCAUGAGCCCCCCGAUAGCAGAGCAAAUCAUCAGAUCCAUGAAAUUGCUCAUGGGACUGGAUGGAACCACACAAGGGUUGCAGAGAGUACGGCAACUUGCAAAAAACACAAGAUACUUCAGACAGAGACUGCAGAAAAUGGGAUUCAUUAUCUAUGGCAACGAGAGUUCUCCCGUCAUCCCUGUGCUCCUUUACAUGCCUAGCAAAGUAGCGGCUUUUGCAAGGCAUAUGUUAGAGAAAAAAAUUGGGGUGGUGGUCGUUGGAUUUCCAGCCACCCCCCUCGCAGAAGCCCGGGCUCGGUUUUGUAUUUCCGCAGCACAUACCCGGGAGAUGUUAGACACGGUUUUGGAAGCCAUUGAUGAGAUGGGUGAUCUCCUGCAUCUGAAAUAUUCCCGGCACAUGCAAUCAGCACGCCCUGAGCUCUAUGAUGAGACGAGCUUUGAACUUGAAGAUUAAAUUUCCUGGUCCUGAAGGAAACAGAAAGAUUUUGCCAGCAAGACCUCCCUCCUUGCCUCAGAAGGAAUAUAAAUGGAUUUUUCUCCUUUCCUAAGGACAAUUUGGUUUCCAGAUCAGUUUAAUUGAACUGAGGGAAAUUACUGUCCUGUUUUUCAUGUCACCAGCUCGGGACUGCAGAGAUGAAAAUAUGAUUCCAGAUUUAAGUUUCUGCUUUCUCAAAUAUUCUGCUAGAAAGACACACACACACACACUUCUUAGAAUAUUUUUAAUGGCAAUGAGCCUAUGUUUUAGCUGCUACUGUGCAGCCCCUUUGGUCCAGACCCUUUCAGGGGUUCCAACCAAAUAAGAGAAUUUUGAUUCAGUAAUCAAUGUAUGUGUUUAUUUAUUUCAUCUGCAGAUGUGGGUAAAAGUGGUAGACAAUACUUGCCCUCCUUGUUCCACCCGUAAAAGUAUCAGCUAGGACUUGUCUGUAUUAUGGGAAGUUCUAGGCAGGAGCAUAAAGAAAUUGUUGCUUCUACCAUUUGCCACAUUUGGACAUUUUCUAUGGACAAGUGUCAAAAGACAUAGUUAAUGUUUUGAAGGAGAAAGCAGAACUGUCCAGCAGCAACUAGAGAUGUCCUCAAAGGAAACUUUCCUCUUCCUCUUGCUGGUCUCCUACGGUUUUAUAGCUGAGCUUUUAAGGUUUGGAAAAUUCAAGACUUUUGUUUCAUGAGAGGGUAGAACACAAGCACAAGCCAAUCUUAGGCCUAGACUAAAACUGUAAAGUUAUAACAACUUGAAUAUUGUUGGUGCUGUGCAGAGUGAAUGUUUAGUAUUGCAUAGCCUUUAUUACUUUAAGGAAUGAAUUGUCCUUUUCAUAUUGGAUUUUGAAUAAAUGGUGAGACUCUAUUUCCUUUAAAACUGACCCCCAAGACCACACUUGAAGAAUGUAUUGACUCAAGAACAUUUAAAAGCAAAUUCUACCUAACUUUUUUAAGACUGACACCCCUGUUGAAGCUUAAUAAAUAGUAUUGUCACUUGGCACAUGCACUCUGAAUUGGGUCAAAGUGGGCUCGCACACUUUUGAGCAACUAACUAUAACUUACUUGCAUUUUCUGUCUUUCUGUCUGUCUCUCUCUGAAUGUGAAUACAAACUUCUCUGGAAAAGUAGCCCUUUGCUAAUUGGAUCUAGUUGGUGUGGAAAAAGCCCAUGGAAAACCUUAUCUUUAACAAACUCCCAGAUGGUGCCCAGAUUUGGAAACUCUAAAGAGCAGUGGUGACCUUUUAGCAAUGCUUCUGUAACAGUUCGAAUGAGUUCCAGAACAUUCCACUCCAUCAAAUGACACUGUAAACAAAUCACUUCAAGAGAGGUUUGGCUUUGUGUGACACAGAUGGACCCAAGCUUUCAUGCUGUGCACUGAGAUAGAAACUUGACCCACAGCGCCAGUGUUGGAUGGAGCAGUGCGCCCUGGUGCUCAAAGUCUGUUACAGGAAAAAGGUGAUCAGUGUGGAAAGCUUUUUAUGGGGAAAUUAUAACGCCAAGUGGGUACAUCAGUUUAAAAGUGAGCCGCAAUCACAGAGUUCCUUAUGACUGUCUAAGAGUUGUAAGGAGCACUGUUAGUGACAGGAGCAAUGACGUGGGUUCUGAAAAUGCAGUUGCCCCAUCCAAUGAUUGAUUUUGAAAACUAAAUUCCAACUCUUCUCAAUGAAACUGGUGCGGCAUCACUUGUGCAAAGAAAAUGUAUGUCAUACAUGUGCAAAGAAAGGAAGACAUAUGGGUCUUAUCUCCUGAAUAUGAAUAUGUGAAUUUAAAUGAAAUUGUUCCUAGUUAAUUGUCCAAAAUGCAUGAAUGCCUUGAGUUUUAUAAAGGAAAGAGGAGGUAAAGACAAUGAGACAUGUCAGCCUUCUGCAAAGUAUGGCAUGCAAUAAACAUCCUCCUUCCUUUCUGGGACUGCAUCUUCACACACACCUUCACACCUAACUUUUGAGCUUUAAGUCCCUAGACAGAUGUCUUCAGGAGCAGGAAUGUCCACCAUUAUUGCUUUCAUGGAAGAGCCUGAGUCUAAUUCAUCAUGGGAGAGUAAUUACUUACCCACCCAGCACAGGGUGGGCAGGGAGGAUGUUACCCUCUUUUCAUCAAGAUCCAAGAGUCCUGGAGCAAUUUAUUACAUUCCAAUGUGCAAGAAAAAGGACUUAUUUCUGUCAGAGUCUGUGUUGAACAUACACUUACGGGAACAACUAUAAUCCAAGUGGAAUGCUUCCCAAGUGCAUCAGGAGGGAUCCGGAUUCCACGGGGCUGAUAUGAGUAUAUGUCAUAUGGAAAAGGGUAGAAGGAUGGUUGCAAAUAAUGAGAUUUUUUUAGUUUUUAUAAGAAAAAGCUGUUUAUGCUAGGUUAAUAAGACCAUGAUUUUAAUUCAAUGGGGAUCAUUGAAUCUUAAUAACUAUUUAAGAGCCAAAAAUGUCUCUUUGGUUGGAUCUGUUGGGAAAGAGAAUUUUCUACGAGAACUAUAACGUUACGCACCUUCAACCCUUCUAUUUGCAUGCACACACACAUUUUUUCCUUUACAGAGGAAGCAAGAGUAUAAAAGUCUAGAAAAGAGAAUCUGGUUGGUCGAUAGAUAAAUGGAAGAUGUUGUUCUAGAAAAUGGCCUUCAGGGAAGCAGAGGAGAAAGGUUCCACAAGAUAUUUGUAAGGAGGUUAUACUUGCAUAACAAGAAAAUGGCAUAGACUUAUUCCUAGUCUUAACAUGAAACCAUGGUGUCAGGGAUAUUUAGCCACAUUGCCUUUCAACAUGUUUUGAUUGCCAAAAUAUGAGAACCACUAUUGGACCUUUCGGUUUGAUAUACUAGUUGGCUCCAAUAACAUAACAUGAACCUUAUUUUGAUUCUCUGUUGAUAGUUAAGUGUGUUUGUACUGGUAAAGUAAAUUUAUUCCAUGGCCAACAUUUUCUCCUCAAUGGGACAUUUUGUUCUCUCUUUCCAAGUAACUUUUCUUUCUACAAAAAUGGACCCCAUAUUGAAGAAUAAUCUGCCAUUCAUUUGGGCAAAAUUAUUCCUUCUCCAGUUCUCUCCUGUAUCACUCCCUAUAAGAUGUCCUUUUGCCUUUUCAUCACCUUGUUCCUGAAUGUGGUGUGUUUUUUCUCUUUUCUCUUCCUACUCUUUAAAAAACCCUCAAGCUCUAAUUAUUUAUUUAUUCCAACAGCUCUUUUUUUCCAGAGAUAGCAAAUAUUAUAAAUGGCUUACUCUGAUUUAAAAAUCCAAGUUCUUAUGAUGAAAACUUGACUCUCUUAAAUAUAUACUUUGAUUUAUAGCAAUAAUAACAAUUGUAAUACUAGCAAUAAGAACAGCAUCUGGUGAAUUCUUGCAAUUUGUCCUGGUCUCAACACAGUAAGAACAACAUAUUUGAAGUCUGCUCUCUCAGAACACCCUACCCAGCUGUGUAAUAUUUGGACAAUUAAAAGGAGUCUGUAUUUUAAA